Perkinsus marinus ATCC 50983 is the source of this 157-nucleotide messenger RNA. RefSeq lists its product as hypothetical. The annotation marks the transcript as partial. The record is from RefSeq and is a predicted model, not a curated record. Lineage: Eukaryota; Perkinsozoa; Perkinsida; Perkinsidae. The transcript has a single exon.
UUGGGGCUAUCACAACAAUAGCAACAGUGGUUUGGGUGUGGUUGGGGCUAUUACAACAAUAACAACAGUGGUUUGGGCUACUACAACAAUAACAACAGUGGUUUGGGCUACUACAACAAUAACAACAGUGGUUUGGGCUACUACAACAAUAACAACA